AUGGCAAAAGUGCUUGCUGUUUUCCUUUUCGCCGAGGAAUGCUCUGGCGGGCUGAUCUUCUUGAAGAAGCUGAUCCCGAGGCGCAAGAAGGAUUUGAAGAAGCGCAAGAAGCAGCUGACAAAGAAGAAUACUAAUCUCUUCCAAACUGGCGCCAAAGCUGUCAAUCUAUUAAAAAAGUUCCGAGCUUAUGUCAAGCGCAAUCCAUCUAUUCCGGCUGUACAGCCUCGCCGUUCUCUUGCGGCUGUUCCUCGUGAUAAGAAUUACGAUCCCUGCGCCGAUGGCCAAGUCUGUGUGAAUGGGGUGUGCGUCAAUAAGGGCGGAAAGUUGAUGAACAGCUUGAAGACCAAAAUUUCCCUAGUUUUCACUGCAAUUGCGCCGGGACGAAUUUUAUCGGGAAGCGCUGUGAGUGUCGCGGACGCGUACACGAUUAUCGACAUCGCAUCCUUGGCAAAGGCGAAAAAGGAGUUUCCAAAUGCGGUUCACAAUCCGGAAGAGCACAAGUUGGAGGUCAAAUACCGUUGUGAUUGUCUCGAAGGAUACUUUGGAGAUCUCUGCGAGCUGACGCCGAACGACAUCGAGUGCCAGGCCGACUUUUGCCUCAACAACGGGGUCGGAGAAUGGCGGCAGAAUGAAGGCGAAGACGGGCACUGCCAUUGUACUUGUGAUCCGGGCUAUGCAGGAGAGCAGUGUGAAUAUAUGCUUCCCUGCCCGGCAUAUGACUGCAAUUAUGGCACCUGCAAAGAUGAGAAAAUCGAGGAUACCAAUGGCGACAUAGCCUUCGAACCCAAAUGCGAAUGCGGUGGCACCUUCCCGUACACGAUGAUUACAAUUCAUGGCGAAAAUUGUUCCCGCUUGGAAGUGCCGGGGCCAGUGUUAGCUGAUCCUGAAAAGAUGGGCGUCAUCCCGUGCGUCGAAAAUGAUGCAUCACCGAAAGAUUGGAAAAGCUGGAUAAGCAAUGUUGAAAAAUAUUCCAAGGCCCUUGAAUUAAGCUCUGACGAUGUGAAAUUGGUCAAAAGUUUUUCGCAACAAUGUCGUCGACCGAAACCUGAUUCAUCCACAGGCGGUGAUUAUGAGAUCAAGCCGGAAAAUUGGGACGAAUGCAACGAGGAGCUGGGAAAUCACGAUUCUUUUUGUUUGAAUGGUGGCGUUUGUCAGCCUCUCGGCAUUGAUUUGAAAUCCGCUACGAAAUUGAUGGUGCCAAGCUGUGACUGUGAGGACGAGUAUGAGGGAACCUAUUGCCAGUAUCGCCGUCGCGACGCUUGCGACCCAACGAUGGACGAAUUUAUCAAUGGGCUAACCCGAUCUCACCGAUGUACACACCCGAACAAUGGCGUUUGUAAUUCGGAAAUUCGCAAGAAUGAGGCUGUUUGUUUGUGCCAUGUCGGAUACUCGGGGACACUUUGCGAAAAGUUCGAUCCCUGUGCUGAGGCUCCCUGCCCUCUUCACUCGCACUGCGUCGCUCUCGACCCGGACAAGAAUCGCCGCGAGUCGAUGUCGCUCAAGCUGUACCGAUGCGUCUGCAACGACGGUUACCAGAAUGCUUCUCCUGAUCAGCGCCUCGACUGUCAGCCUGGGAAUAACACGGGCCGUUGUGUCGACAAGUCACUGUGCCUUCACGGGAAUUGCCAUGAUUGUGGGAAUAAGGCUCCGGAAGGAAACAUCGAUCUUUGCGACGAGCAUGAAAAUCUUCAACGCUACAAAUGCUUCUGCCACGUCGGCUUCUCGGGAUACCGCUGUGAUCACCCUCUAUCGGCAUGUGCCACAAAUGAAUGCAAGAACGGGGCGAUUUGCAGGGAGGUCGAUGCCCAAGAUUACAGGUGCGUAUGCCGUCCGGGCACUCGAGGGUCUUUUUGCGAGCACGUCGAUGACUACUGCAUCGCCUUCGGUUUUGACGUUUGCGUAAACGGAAAUUGCUUUGAAAGUAUCUACUUGGCUCGAGGCUUUGAAUGCGAGUGCUGGCAUGGCUGGGGUGGUCGGAAUUGCGAGGUGGAGCUCGACUUGUUCGAACGACUUGAGAAAGCGUGGAACAAACAUGAAGCCGUCUUGACCGGAAUUGUCUUCACGACGCUAACCACUGUCAUCAUUAUCUUCUUCCAUUGCCUCACGCCUCCGCCAGUAAAGUCAAAGGACAAGAAAAAGAUGAGCAAGCUCCCGAACAUUUUCUGUAUUGGAAAGCUAAUGGAACAAGAUCAGGACCCGGAGCUGGACAUCAGCGAUGUGAUUAUCCGACUUAUCAAUCUCAAAGGCUGGUGCCCCCCGUUUCCGCUCGGCGAAUGGGAGGUCCUGGAACUUUGCCGGCAAGCAUCUGCUAUCUUUGCCAGCCAACCGAUGUUGCUCAACCUUGACGCACCGAUGAAGAUCUGUGGCGAUAUCCAUGGACAAUUCUACGAUCUGCUACGCAUUUUCGAGCUCGGCGGCUACCCACCAAAGUCUAACUACUUAUUCCUCGGAGACUACGUGGAUCGAGGCAAACAAUCCUUGGAAGUGAUUUGUCUACUCUUUGCAUUCAAGAUCAAGUACCCGGAGAAUUUCUUCUUGCUGCGCGGUAACCACGAGGACGCCGCGCAAAAUUAUGUCUGGGGCUUCUAUGACGAAUGCAUCACCCGCCUCUUUGACCGAGCAAUUUACCGAGAAUUCAACAAGGCCUUCGCUCAAAUGCCCGUGGCCGCCAUCGUUGGCCAACGCAUUUUUUGCGCGCAUGGCGGAAUCUCGCGAUCUCUUGAGUCGAUGAAACAAAUCAUGGACUUGCCGCGCUUGGAGUCAGUGCCGUCAAGCGGUCUUCUAUGCGAUAUUUUAUGGUCGGAUCCCGAUAGUCACUUCGAGAGCUGGGGCCCGAAUACACGCGGUAUUUCGAUGACCUAUGGAAUUGAGGCUGCUGAUGAAUUUCUCGACAGAUUUGGCCUAGACCUCAUCUGCCGAGCGCAUCAGGUGGUCGAAGAUGGCUACGAGUUUGCGCAUGAGAAACGGGUGUUGACACUCUUCUCGGCGCCGAAUUACAGUUCCCGCUACGACAACGCGGCCGCUAUCCUGAAUGUGGGACCCGACUUGCUGUGCAGCAUCCAGAUCCUGAAGCCGACCAAAGAUGCGCGCGAGCCGGUAAUUAAGAAACCGUACAGCCAGGCACAACGGAAUUUU
Molecule: messenger RNA, 3135 nt
Organism: Mesorhabditis spiculigera
Lineage: Eukaryota; Metazoa; Nematoda; Chromadorea; Rhabditida; Rhabditidae
Source: the annotation of a GenBank genome assembly